AUGAAUAAUUAAUUUGGAAACGAUAACCUUUUUUUAUAAGAUGGGGCUGAAAAUUUAAUGAAUAUAGAUAUAAAAAAUAGAGGAAUAUUCACAAAUACUCAGCCAUUUCAGUUUAUUAUUGAUUAGCAAGGGAAUAAAAUAAAUCUUGGUGAAGGAUCUUUUGGAUUCGUUCUGCUCAUCAAAAAUAUUUAAACUAAUUAACUCUAUGCUUUGAAACUAAUUCCGAUGAGCAGCAUUGAGACACUAACCCAUAAAAGGAUAAUUGAAAGAGAAGUAAAAGUCCAUCCAGAAUUAUCGCAUCCUUAUAUAAUAAAAAUGCAUGAUGCAUUUAUUAAUAAAGAUGCAAUAUAUAUAAUUCUAGAUUAUGCAGUCAAUAAAAACGUUUCAGAAACCUUUCUAUAAGAUUUUAAGUAUAAUGAAGCUAGAGCUUUCAAAUACUUCUACUAAACUUGCUUGGCUAUUGAUUAUCUUCAUAAAAAAGGAAUUAUGCAUAGAGAUAUUAAACCAGAAAACCUUUUGCUAGAUGAGAAUGAUAAUAUCAAACUAUGUGAUUUCGGAUGGUGUGCAGAGAUAACCAAAAAUAGAAGGAAUACUCUCUGUGGUACUUUUGAAUAUAUGGCACCCGAAACUAUUACUGAAAGAGAUUACGAUUAUAAGAUAGAUAUAUGGUAAUUGGGUAUUCUUUUAUAUGAGCUUUUGCAUGGCAGGACUCCUUUUAAGCCAAAUUUUGAACUCGGAGAAGACGAAAGAAUGGAAUAUUAUAAGAAUACAAUUAAUUAAGGCCACAUCGUUUUUGAUAGCCAUAUUUCCCCUUCUGCUAUAGAUUUAAUUAGUUAAAUACUCAUUUACGUGCCUGAAAAAAGAAUAUCUAUUUAAGGGAUUUUAGCCCAUGUGUGGAUAUUCUAAAUGAAAGCUAAAACUGGCUACAAAGAUCCCACUUAAAUUCUCUAAUAAUUUUAAGAUAAUGAGCAGAAUAUCUUGUCAUAGAAAUUAAAUUAAGAGUAAGAGCUCUUGUAAACAUAAAAACUUUUAAAAGGAGCUAUGAGCAGCUAAGUGAAACAGUAAUAAUAUUCAAAAACUUUCAAUAAUUUAUAAAGUGCUCCAGUUAAUAAAACAAGUCUAAAUAUAUUUUUUAAUAGUAAUAUAAAUGUAAACCAAAAUGAAAAAACAUCUUAGAAUAUACAAUACAACAAUUAAAAUACAAUUUAACUGCCUGAUUGGAAUUCAAACCUAAAUGUAAUAAAUCCAGUAAUGGAUAAAAAAAAUAAUUUUAGAAAGAGUAGCUUAGAAGACAUCAAAGAAUCUCAAUUACCUUUCUAAGUUGGAGUGAGUUAAAUUAAAAAACCAUAAUAAGAGAAAAUUAUUAUUUAAAGUGUUUCAAUCUAUUAGAGAGAACUAGCAAGAAUGGCAUCUGAUAAUGAAAAAGAGACUUUAACAAUUGAUCUGUAAGAUUUACCUUUAAAAAAUGAUUAAAAAGCAACAGAUUUACAAGGUUAAUAUUAUUUACCAAGUUAUUGUUAGAGAAAGGAUUAUUAAAGUUAUAUUUCCGCCAGAUCAACUACUAUAAUUAGAUCUAAUAUGCUAAAGUAAAGCUCCUAGUUCGAUAUUAGCACAACAAGUAACAACAGAAGGACAAUAUUCGGAGAAUUCAAUAAAGAAAAGAAACAAAGAAAUAUCUUAGAACUAGAAAAGCUAAUAGAUUAAUUAGAUAUUGAUAAAAAUAAAAAAUAUUAAACAGCUAACGAAUACAAAGAGAAAUUUAUUUUUAAUGAUAGUCUUAGCGAAAUAUCUCAAGGAAGUAAUAUAAAGUACUCUAAAAUAUUUCAAAAUAGAAAAUCUUGA
Tetrahymena thermophila SB210 is the source of this 1842-nucleotide messenger RNA. Its product is annotated as Serine/Threonine kinase domain protein. The transcript is spliced from 4 exons. Gene Ontology annotation, biological process: protein phosphorylation; mitotic spindle organization; regulation of cytokinesis. Gene Ontology annotation, cellular component: chromosome passenger complex; spindle midzone; spindle microtubule. Gene Ontology annotation, molecular function: protein kinase activity; ATP binding. The record is from RefSeq and is a predicted model, not a curated record. Lineage: Eukaryota; Ciliophora; Oligohymenophorea; Hymenostomatida; Tetrahymenidae.